Molecule: messenger RNA, 252 nt
Organism: Symbiodinium pilosum
Lineage: Eukaryota; Dinophyceae; Suessiales; Symbiodiniaceae
Source: the annotation of a GenBank genome assembly
AUGACCGAUCAGGAGUCGGUGAAAAGUGUGGAGACCCUGCAAAUCACGGGCUUCCCGACCAUCCUCCUUUUCCCUGCCGGGGCAUCUCCCAAGCGGCAUGUCAUGUAUCAGGGCUCUCGGCAGCCAGAUGACAUGAUACGGUGGCUGCACCAGGAGUGCGCCAUUAGCUUCGAUGACAGACCGCCCGCACCCAAGGAGGGCGAGGAUCCCGUGGAAAGUGGGCUCCUGGACCCAGAUGAGGAGGACCUCUGA